Temnothorax curvispinosus is the source of this 1106-nucleotide messenger RNA. Its product is annotated as alpha-ketoglutarate-dependent dioxygenase alkB homolog 4. Gene Ontology annotation, molecular function: demethylase activity; oxidoreductase activity. Lineage: Eukaryota; Metazoa; Arthropoda; Insecta; Hymenoptera; Formicidae. The annotation marks the transcript as partial. The transcript has 5 exons. Gene Ontology annotation, biological process: oxidative demethylation. The record is from RefSeq and is a predicted model, not a curated record.
AUUGGCCGAGGAAGACUCUGUAGAGUUCGAAACGUCCCUACGUUAUUUUCUAUUCGUGAGAGAUUAAACUCUUUAUUAAUUUUGACAUCUAUUGGAUUGCUCGUUAUUGGCCUUGAAUUUUUUAUUUGUUAUAAUUGUUUAAUCCCUGAUAUCUUAACUAGUUUAAGAUACUUAUUCUAUGUAAUCUUACAGAAAAGCAAAAGUUACGUUUAUUGUCCAUAUUGUGAUAAAUUAUCACCUGGAUGGGAUAUAAAUGAAUAUAAGAAACAUCCUUAUCAUGAUGGGAACUUAAUUGAUUAUCCUGGUGUUUACAUCAAGCUAGAUUUUUUAAAAGAAGAUGAGGCUGAAGAGCUUAUGAAAGCGCUCGAUGAUCUCCCUUGGCAAGCUUCACAAAGCGGUAGAAGAAAACAGAAUUUUGGACCAAAAUGUAACUUCAAAAAGCGGAAACUGCAAUUAGGAUCAUUUAACGGUUUUCCCAAAACAACACAGUUUGUACAGAGAAAAUUUGAGGAAAUACCGUUGUUACACGGUUUUCAAACUGUUGAGCAGUGUUCGCUUGAGUAUGAUCCGGAACGAGGCGCUUCUAUCGAUCCCCACGUGGACGAUUGCUGGAUCUGGGGAGAACGUAUAGUAACCGUGAACGUUCUAGGUGAUUCUGUUUUGACCAUGACUCCUUAUCGUGGUCCAAUAACGCGAUAUAAUUUAGACUGCGUUCCAAAUUAUGAUUCCAUCCUAGAGAAAGAUAUGUAUGAUAAUACACGAUCUGUAGAUAUCGAUAACAACGUGGUAAUACGAUUGCCGAUGCCUGCAAGAUCACUCAUGGUCUUAUAUGGCCCAGCAAGAUACAAAUGGGAACACUCUGUGUUUCGACAGGACGUCACAUCGAGACGCGUUUGCCUUGCCUAUCGCGAACUAACACCUCCGUACCUCGAAAAUGGAGAACAUCAAGAAGAAGCUUCUGAGAUUUUGAGGACAUGUCCGGUGCCACUAUAUCUCAACGGAUUUUUCUACAGUUUUUUAUUCACGGAACGGUCAGUUAUCUCACCCUGGACUGCAUAAAAUCGAUCGCGAACUUGGUUUCCUCGUUCUUUCCGUAUUGGUGCAUC